UCGAAAUCCAAAAGACACAAAAGAAUCGAAACGACAGUGGCCAGUGCGAGAAAAAUGCAAACAAAAAACUUUUGCUGAAAAUUUUGCAAUUUUUCUCUGGUAUUUUGGGAACAUUUUGCAACGCAAAUUGGCGUAAAUAGUGCUUUAGGUUUUGAUCAACAUAAUAGUUCAGGUAUUUCGACUGAGAUUGCACACUGAAAAGGAAGAAAAGAACAUCGCACUCUACUCCUCCGGGUCGACGGCCCCCUUCUCGUCGCUCCUCGCUCCUGGCAGCUGCAGUGGAUAGGCUCGGGGCACUGUGGACGGGCUACAUUGUUCAGAUCGGCAGUUGGAUCAAACGAUUGGUGAUGGAACUGCAACAGCAGCGCAAGCAAAAUUCGACCACAUCGUCCUCUUCCGGAACGUCCCCCGGGGGGAGCAACACAGCAGGCGGCGGCCCCAGCGGUGGUGGCGGUGGCCCAGGCAACAGCAACAAUAACUACGACAGUUCCCAUAGCAGCAGCAACACCGAGGACUACACAGAGACUGACGAUCGGCGCCGUCGGAUCAUGAAGAACCGUGCAAGAAAUCACCGCUUGAUGCAGGCACACCACCAGCAACAGAGUACGGUAGCACUAUCGAAGGCAUCGUCUGCCCUGAAGAAGCCACUGGACGCCGAAGACCGCAUCACACUGAUCGUUGACAACACAACGUUCUCGAUCAACCCGUCACUGUUCACGGCACAUCCGAACACCAUGCUCGGACGCAUGUUCAGCUCCGGUAUGGAGUUCACGCAUCCGAACGAUCGCGGCGAGUACGAAGUGGCCGACGGAAUUUCCCACACGGUUUUCCGGGCCAUACUGGAAUACUACCGGAACGGUGUGAUCCGGUGUCCACCGACCGUGUCCGUGCAGGAACUGCGCGAAGCCUGCGACUAUCUGCUGAUACCGUUCACGGCCGAUACCAUCCGGUGUCAGAAUCUGCGCGGGCUGCUGCACGAGCUGAGCAACGAGGGAGCCCGCGAGCAGUUCGAAGUGUUCCUCGAAUCGUUGAUUCUGCCGCUCAUGGUGGCUUCGGCGGAACGUGGCGACCGGGAGUGUCACGUGGUGGUCCUUUCCGAUGACGAUGUCGUCGAUUGGGACGAAGAAUAUCCUCCUCAGAUGGGCGAAGAGUACUGUCAGACCGUGUCCAGCACAGCGAUGUAUCGUUUCUUCAAAUACAUCGAAAACCGCGACGUGGCCAAGCAGGUGUUGAAGGACCGAGGCUUGAAGAAGAUUCGCCUUGGCAUCGAGGGGUAUCCAACGUACAAGGAGAAAAUCAAGAAACGUGCGAGCGGUCGGGUCGAGGUGAUCUACAACUAUCUGCAGCGUCCGUUCAUUCACAUGUCCUGGGAGAAGGAGGAAGCCAAGAGUCGCCACGUGGACUUCCAGUGUGUGAAAUCCAAGUCGGUGACGAAUUUGGCCGAGGCAACGGCCGAUCCUGCGCUUGAAUUGGACUCAGCUGGAAAUCCCCUACCGCAGCGCCAUUUCGACAUUUCAAACGAACCGGACGUGGAUGCCAUUCGUCCCAUAGUAGCGUUCAUGGCCAUCGAUGGAGCGGAAGAGGGUGCCAUUGGCGGUAUGAUAAACCCAGAAGAAGCGGCUGGACCUGAUGAACCGUAAGGGUUGGACAGAUCUCCUUAGCUAAUUCAGCGCACUGUAGAACAAGAAAAAAACUAACCAAAAUUAUACAAAUGAAACAUAUUUGAUUGCAUAUGAACCGAAUGCUGUUCGCAAACUUCUAAAUGCUGUGCUGGAUCGAGAGAAGUCUAUUUCAAACAGAACCCACAUGCUUUGAGGUAUAAUCUAUGUUUAACAUUUUAAUCACUACUCAACUCAACUAUUAAAUAUCGUUUGACGAAUUUCAUAUUUUGGUUUUGUUAUAUAACUUUGAAACUUUAUUUCAAGACAUUUUUUCACUUUACUCAAGAACUUGACCACAAUAUAGUGCUCAAUAUCAACUUUCAUAGGUUUGUAAUAUUAUCAACGUUUCAGUAGUUUAUUAUCCAAUUACGUAUCAGCAUUUUUUUUAUUAAUCAACAAGUAACCAUACAGAUAGAGAACUGCAAACACAAUAAAAAUAAACAUCCUCCUUGAUUGUCCUCCAUCUUUAAAAUAUUUUUUACAAGUCUUAUCAAUAAAAAAAAGUCAAAUUGUAAUAAAUUACAUAUUUAUGUUGCUAGUGUAAACAUGCACAA
Messenger RNA from Aedes albopictus (Asian tiger mosquito), 2215 nucleotides. RefSeq names its product BTB/POZ domain-containing protein 10 (gene mri). Gene Ontology annotation, cellular component: cytoplasm. Gene Ontology annotation, molecular function: protein binding. The transcript is spliced from 5 exons. Gene Ontology annotation, biological process: positive regulation of phosphorylation. Bases 348 to 1640 code for a protein of 430 amino acids. The record is from RefSeq and is a predicted model, not a curated record. Lineage: Eukaryota; Metazoa; Arthropoda; Insecta; Diptera; Culicidae.